This is a messenger RNA of Talaromyces stipitatus ATCC 10500, 1197 nucleotides long. Its product is annotated as SNG1 family protein. The record is from RefSeq and is a predicted model, not a curated record. The transcript is spliced from 2 exons. The coding region runs from base 1 to 1197 and encodes 398 amino acids. NCBI's taxonomy places the organism in Eukaryota, Fungi, Ascomycota, Eurotiomycetes, Eurotiales, Trichocomaceae. Gene Ontology annotation, cellular component: membrane.
AUGUCAACCGGCAGACCCCCUGACGCAUCACCUGCCAAGGUCGCAAAGUGUUCUGGAAAAGAGAUACUUCCAAUCGUGUUCACAAUUUCAAUUUCCUGUUUGUCGACUACGAUGGAGGUAUUGUUGGCCAAUCUGUACUUUCCGACGCUGUCUCAGUCACCCAUAGAACAGUUCCCUAGCACACAGCACGUCAGAAAUGCUGUGUGCGAUGGUACCUACUGGGCUGCUAUUUAUGCCAACCAUGGAGCAACGGCAAGUUUGGCUGCAGCUUUGGGUUUUGGAGCCGGGACUGGAAGCACGAACUUGGAAUCUCUCACUUUCAUCUGGAAUGGAGCACGGUACCCAGCGUUUUCCCAGGGUGAUAUUUUGACCAACAUUGAGGCUCUCGUACAGGUGACGAGGUCCGCAUACUACCUCCACAAUGCCUCGUACGUUAUUGGGUCUGUCGACCUGGAAAAUGAGCAGGUCCUAAAUGCGUUUUUGGACCCUAUUCAGGCGACAGAGAUUAACCUGCAAUCCACCAAUCUAGGUAAUAGGGUGUUUUACAACACAAUAUCAAUGGUGAUGCCAAUCCUGCAGCAAUUCUUCUUCAUUAUAGCUCUCAAUGGUAUUUCAGCCCAAUUUCGCGUCUUUACUCGGUUACCCUGGGCUAUAAACGCGCUUUUUCGAGCAGCUCUCGCAACAUUUUACACCUUCAUCGCUGCUCUGUGUACGACAGGCUAUAUUUGGGGUUUCAAGGAAGACUGGGAUGUGGGUGCUAGUCAGUUCGUGCUUAGCUGGAUGGCUUACUGGCUCUAUAUGAAAAUCAACUUUCUCUUCUUUGAGAUAAUGACCACGUUCCUUCCUGUUUCCUUCAUACCAUUCGGUGUGCUUACCUGGGUACUGGUCAACGUUGCAAGUACCAUAAGUCCAUUUGAACUAAAUCCGACGUUCUUUCGGUGGGCGUAUGCACUCCCUUCACAUGAAGCGUACCAAUUGUUGGUUCAGAUUUGGAGCAACGGGUGUGACAAUCAGUCAUAUCGCGCGCUCCCCAUCAUGUUUACCUGGUGGAUAGUUUGUGUGCCCAUUGCCGUACUGUGUGUUCGAUACCGCUGCAUUACUGCUACAGCGGCCGAGCGUGCGAGCGAGACCAGUGCAGUGAAGGUUCAGCAAGCUCAAAAAGAUAGUCCUGAUGCUGGGACAAGCAUGUCGAUUUAG